Molecule: messenger RNA, 1079 nt
Organism: Manihot esculenta (cassava)
Lineage: Eukaryota; Viridiplantae; Streptophyta; Magnoliopsida; Malpighiales; Euphorbiaceae
Product: OVARIAN TUMOR DOMAIN-containing deubiquitinating enzyme 4
Exons: 6
Coding region: 76-576 (166 amino acids)
Biological process (GO): endoplasmic reticulum unfolded protein response; protein deubiquitination
Cellular component (GO): nucleus; cytosol
Molecular function (GO): cysteine-type deubiquitinase activity
Source: RefSeq, a predicted model, not a curated record
UCCUCUUGCAUUAUCGAUUUUACUGAAAUUUUUAAUAUAGCUCUUUCUUGGUUCCGCUGGUUUGCUAUUGGAGAAAUGCCAAAAUCUGACUCAACUGCGCUUGGUAACGACUCGGUUCAGUUUCAAAAAAUUUGGAUACCUGGAGAUGGAAGGUGUUUGUUUCGGUCUGUGGUUCAUGGAGCUUGUCUCAGGUCAGGUAAACCAUCUCCAAGCGAGAGCCUUGAGAAAGAACUAGCAGAUGAGCUACGAGCUAAGGUGGCAGAUGAAUUUAUUAAAAGGCGCAGGGAUACUGAAUGGUUUCUUGAAGAUGAUUUUGACACCUAUGUUGGACAAAUGAGACAGCCCCAUGUCUGGGGAGGGGAGCCUGAGCUGCUUAUGUCCUCGCAUGUUCUAAAGAUGCCAAUCACAGUAUAUAUGAGGGACAGAAAUUCUAGUAGCCUAAAAAUUAUUGCUGAAUAUGGUCAAGAGUAUGGCAAGGAAAAUCCCAUCCGGGUAUUGUACCAUGGGUAUGGCCACUAUGAUGCAUUGCAGACUCAGAUUGCUAGUUCACAAUCCAACCAGUGCAAGAAAAGAUGAACAAAUGGUUUCUUUUCUAACAAUGCUUAACUGUAAGCUAUUAUGCUGUAGAAUUUCUGGUUUCAUAUCUGAAGAUUUUAACUUAUUCCUUCAUGGAUUUGAAUGAUGCAAUUGUACUCCAAAAUGUAAAAAGAAGUCGAUGAACUGAUUAGAUGGGUGUCAAUAAAUAAGUAUCCCCGACUCUGAAAAGAUAAUUGUUCAUUUGAGCUUCUUUUGUGACCCUGUAACCUGUAGGGCUGAACUGCUUGAACCUCAUGCUGAACCCAGGUUGCUUGGUGAUGGAUAUGUGACCCUUGAACUGAGAAAGGAGACCGAGUCUAGCUAAAACUUCCAUUGACGUUUGGAUUCAGCUAUAGUUAUAUAUGGAUUAGCUGUAAUCGGUAGAUUGAAUUAUGAAUUGUUACAUGAAAGGAUAAGCAUCAAACAAGGGAAAUGGUGAUGAGUUCCGAAUUCUAUUAAGACACUAAUGAAAUUCAUAUGGUAGUCCACCUGCACUGGAGUUU